AUGGCUGAAUCACUUCAAGUAGGAGUUCCAUGGGUUAUGUGUCAACAAAGCGAUGCUCCACAACCAAUGAUCAAUGCGUGCAAUGGAUUCUACUGUGAUUCAUUCACUCCAAAUAAUCCUAAUAGUCCCAAAAUCUGGACUGAGAAUUGGACUGGCUGGUUUAAGAGUUGGGGUGACAAAGAUCCACACAGAACCGCCGAGGAUGUUGCUUUUGCUGUAGCAAGAUUUUUCCAAAAUGGAGGCACACUUCAAAAUUAUUAUAUGUACCAUGGUGGCACUAAUUUUGGUCGCACAGCUGGUGGCCCCUACAUUACCACUUCAUAUGAUUAUGAUGCUCCUCUUGAUGAAUAUGGAAAUUUAAAUCAACCAAAAUGGGGGCACUUGAAACAAUUGCAUGCCAUUUUGAAGUCAAUGGAGAUGACUCUUACUCAUGGGAAUGUUUCUACCAUUGACUUCAACAAUUCUGUUUCGGCCACUAUAUAUGCAACCAAUGGAUCUUCAAGUUGUUUUUUGGGGAAUGCAAACAGUACCACCGAUGCUACAAUCAAUUUUCAAGGGAAUCAAUUUAUGGUUCCAGCUUGGUCUGUUACCAUCCUUCCAGAUUGUAAAAAUGAAGUAUACAAUACAGCAAAGGUGAAUACUCAAACUUCAGUGAUGUUAAAGGCAGCAAACAAAGCUGAGAAUGAAGGUGCAACUCUUAGUUGGUCGUGGAGGCCUGAGAUUCUUAAGGAUACUAUAUUUCAAAGAAAACGAUAUGUUUCUGCACACCAACUCAUUGAUCAAAAAGCUGCUACUAAUGACACUAGUGAUUAUUUGUGGUACAUUACAAGUGUGGAUAUUAAAGAAUAUGAUCCAAUUUGGAGUCUUGAAAUGUCCCUCAAAGUAAAUGGCAGCGGACAAAUCAUUCAUGCAUAUGUAAAUGGAAAAUAUAUUGGAUCUGAAUGGGCCAAGUAUGGAGUUUCUAAUUCUGUAUUUGAGCAAAAGGUGCAACUAAAUCCAGGAAGAAAUCAAAUUGCGUUGCUUAGUGUUACUGUCGGUCUAGCAAAUUAUGGGCCAAUGUUUGACAUGAUACAAACUGGCCUUCCUGGACCUGUUCAAUUGGUAGUACAAAAAGGAGAUGAGACAAUUAUUAAAGAUUUAUCUUCAUAUAAAUGGACUUACAAGGUUGGAUUGAAUGGGUUGGAAGAUAAGUUUUAUGAUUUGGAUUCAUACCAAGCUUCGAAAUGGCAAGCCCAACAAUUUCCUAUCAAUAGGAAUUUCACUUGGUACAAGGCCACAUUUAAAGCUCCUUUGGGCACAGAUCCAAUAGUUUUAGAUUUACAAGGAAUGGGUAAAGGUUUUGCUUGGGUUAAUGGCUUUAAUAUUGGGCGAUAUUGGCCAACCUAUCUUGCCGAUGAGGAUGGUUGUGAUGUUGAAGUUUGUGAUUAUCGUGGUACAUAUGGUAGCUCAAAAUGUUUAACCAAUUGUGGCCAAGCUACACAAAGAUGGUAUCAUGUUCCACGAUCAUUAAUUAAAGAUGAUGAGAAUACAUUGGUAUUGUUUGAGGAAUUUGGUGGUAACCCAUCAUUUGUCAAUUUUCAAACAAUCACAAUUGGAAGUGCGUGUGGCAAUGCAUAUGAGAGUAAUAAUACAUUGGAAUUGUCAUGCAAUGAACGUCCAAUUUCAUCAAUUAAAUUUGCUAGUUUUGGUACUCCACAAGGUACCUGUGGAUCGUUUCAAAAAGGUAGCUGUGAAGCAACAAAAGAUGCAUUGUCUAUCCUCCAAAAUGCAUGUGUUGGUAAGAACACUUGCUCAAUUGAGGUUUCUGAAGAGACAUUUGGAACAGUAGAUUGUGGUGGAGUCCCCAAAAGACUAGCUGUGGAGGCUGUGUGCUAAAUUUUUUAUUUAAGUUUUUAGUUUUAGGUCUUGGGUUUUCUCAGAAAAAAAAAAGGGUCUUGGGUCAUAAAUUAUGUGGUUUUGUUUGGUAGUUAGGGUUAGGGUGUUAUGGUUAGGGAGUUCAAUUUCCUCAUUUAGUACUGUUUACUUUGUUAAAUAAAUUAGUAAUUGAAAUCGUUUUUAUGUGUUA
Messenger RNA from Quercus robur (English oak), 2065 nucleotides. Its product is annotated as beta-galactosidase 7-like. The transcript is spliced from 13 exons. Lineage: Eukaryota; Viridiplantae; Streptophyta; Magnoliopsida; Fagales; Fagaceae. The record is from RefSeq and is a predicted model, not a curated record. Gene Ontology annotation, molecular function: beta-galactosidase activity; carbohydrate binding. The coding region runs from base 1 to 1875 and encodes 624 amino acids. Gene Ontology annotation, biological process: carbohydrate metabolic process. Gene Ontology annotation, cellular component: vacuole; cell wall.